GGAACGUCUGAGUAUUUUUCAUGUCCUACUAAAUAAAUUCGUUCAGUGAUUUUUCUCUAUUUUCACUUACGAAAUAGACAGAAUACAUUACAAGUUCUGCAAUUCAUUGUCGUAAUUUGCAUUAACUCGUGCAUCCGCUAAGUAUGGAAGAUCCACGAGAGACUGCAAUAGUUACAGCUGUAAAUUUCCUCAAAAAUCCAAAAGUAACCAAUAGCACUUUAAUUCAAAAGCGAAAUUUCCUCGCAAGUAAAGGACUCACAGAAGCAGAAAUUCAAAAAGCUUUUGAAAAAGUCGGAAUUUUUAUAAAAAUGUCUGAUAUUGAUAAUAAUGAAAAUAAUACGAGUGAUUCAAGAAUAUAUAUUGGUGAUGGCUCUAAUUAUAAUAAACAUCAGUUGACAACAUUCGAGAAAAUUAAAGAUAUAAUCAGCUCAGCUGCCCUUAUCAGUGGAAUCGCUUAUGCAAUUUAUAUGUUUUACAAAAAGUUCAUUGAGCCGAUUUUAUUUGGGCGGAAAAAGAAAGGAGAUCAAAUAGAUGAGCUCACAAGAACAACAAAAGCCAUAAAUGGUGAACUUAUCAGGGUUCGUGACGAAAUAAAUAAACAAAAGCAAACACAGGAAUCGAAUCAAAAGCUUUUACAAAAUACAAUGCAAUCAUUCAAACAAGAGAUUGAAACUAUCAAAGGAAUUCUUUUAAAUCGAAAGCAAUUUGCUACACCAACACAAUCUGUUGGUAUUCCAAGUUGGCAGCUUAACAAGAAGAAGAGUCAGGAUAAAAAUGACGAUGCCGGUUCAGCACAUUCCGCAAACUCAAGUGAAAAUGACACAGAAUUAAUUCAUGAAGAGGAGUCACAAAAACGAUCACCAGCUAAUUCCGACUCCAGUCUCGAAAUUAUGUAAAAAAAGUUAAGAUCUUUUUAGAUUUUUUUUUAUUUUAGGAACCUUAUAAAUUGAAAAAGAAUAAAAAAAAUUAUAGAUUAUUGGGAGCAUCAAACAAAUUAUUUGUGUGGACAUCAAUCUGUGCAAUCUAUUUUCUUGUGUCAGCAUUUUAAAAAAGUGUUUCUUAUGUUUGUUCAGUUCACUUAUUCUCAGUCUUUUAAAAAAUAAAUAAAAUAGAAAAUUUAUCAAAUUUGAGUCAAA
Messenger RNA from Clunio marinus, 1136 nucleotides. The record is from the annotation of a GenBank genome assembly. NCBI's taxonomy places the organism in Eukaryota, Metazoa, Arthropoda, Insecta, Diptera, Chironomidae.